GCUAUAUUAAGAAAGCGGCGAGGCACUUUAUAAAGAAGUUUGGGCUUAAAAGCCUUGGAAAAGGAAUGGUCGACAGCUGAGGCCGUGUCAACAGAGAGGACAGCUGGUGAACGCUUGACACAGGAGAUACAACUUCGAGCUGUUAUUUUAAUCUGUUGAACAGGCCUAUAUUGACUCUUUACUUUUAACGUUAGUUGUUCUGUAAAACCGAGCACAUGGCCGCUAUCCGAAAGAAGCUGGUGGUCGUGGGCGACGGCGCGUGCGGUAAGACGUGCCUGCUCAUCGUGUUCAGCAAGGACGAGUUCCCGGAGGUCUACGUGCCCACGGUCUUCGAGAACUACGUGGCCGACAUCGAGGUGGACGGCAAGCAGGUGGAGCUGGCGCUGUGGGACACGGCCGGCCAGGAGGACUACGACCGCCUGCGGCCUCUCUCCUACCCGGACACGGACGUGAUCCUCAUGUGCUUCUCCGUGGACAGCCCGGACUCGCUGGAGAACAUCCCGGAGAAGUGGGUGCCGGAGGUGAAGCACUUCUGCCCCAACGUGCCCAUCAUCCUCGUGGCCAACAAGAAGGACCUGCGCAACGACGAGAGCGUGCGCGGCGAGCUCGCGCGGAUGAAGCAGGAGCCCGUGCGCGCCGAGGACGGCCGCGCCAUGGCCGUGCGCAUCGGCGCCUACGACUACCUCGAGUGCUCGGCUAAGACCAAGGACGGCGUGCGCGAGGUCUUCGAGACGGCAACGCGCGCCGCGCUCCAGAAGAGGUCGAGGCCGCCCGGAGGCUGCGCGAACUGCUGUAAACUCCUGUGAGAGAGACCCUCUUCGGUCGAGACUCGGUGCUCCCUCCCUCACACAUGGAAGGGUUUUGAAGGGGUCUCCCGUCGCUGCCCUGCGCCAAGAAGCAUGGACACGGAGAGAGAAGGGCACCCUCCCCACCCCCAGUGUCUCUCUCUGUCUCUCUCUCUCUUUCUCUCUCGCUCUCUCUCCUUUUGUGCUUUAUUUUUGGCGCUGUGGCAGCCGAGACGUGCACAGACUCUCUCCACCAUCACCACCAGCAGCAGCAUGCUCUGUAUGAUUCGGUGCAUGGGUGGGUUUGGGUGCAGCUGCUACUACAAAGUACAGAACAAUAGGCUUAACACUGUAAACAGCCUUCUUUAUUACACGCAUAGGGCUUUUUAAAUAAUAAAAGACGCCUUGCCACUGCAAUGGGACAAGCCCUCACUGGAGAAGGUCAUCGGGAUGUGUGAUACUCUCCCGAAGAGUAGACUUGUUGUGCAAAAUGCUAGUCGCUGCCAGCUGUGGAGAGACUGCAGGGAGGGCAGCUGUGCUUUUGUUGCUCGAUGAGAGACUGGAUGCAGCACUAAGAGGGGGGAGAGGGGGGGAUGGGUGCGAGUGGUCAGUGUGCUCCGGGACUGUGUAUUGUGUUGCAAAAAAAGUCACCUCGCUUCAUUGUACGCACACACACGACUAAACGUUUUAGUGCGUUCGAGUUUGGGCCCAUGGUGGAAGAUCUGCAUGCUAGCCCAGCAUUGUCUGCCUCUAUUUUUUUUUACUGUUAUUGUUUUUUUUUUUUGCACUGGGUGUCCAUGCAGUCUGAUUCCCCACCCUAGCGUUCGGUAAACUUUAGCUCCUCUGCUUGAGCACCACGAACGAAGUUUGUCACGAUUGCACUGAAAGCAUUUGUGGACUGCCUUUUUUAAAAGAAAGUGGGAGAAUUGUCCCCCUUUAACGAGCCACGAGCCCUUCAGCUUUGCGUUAGAGAACAGGAAACACUAAGACCCUCUGUUUCAGAGAAGGUUGAUGAAGUUAAGCUCUGUACAUCUAAAAGACUUUUAUAUUUCUGAAUGCCUGUGGUACCAUUAACUUCAGUUUUAAAAUGACUGACGUGGUUCAGCUCCAAGUCGUUGGCUAUCAUGUUUACAGUAACCCAGCAAAGGAACAUUUCUGUUAAAUAAAAUAAAAGUAUUAAAUGUUCAAUUGCAAUACACGUUUGUGUCUUGUGUUCAUGUAUAAGUGCACAUAAACCUUUAAAACGUA
Molecule: messenger RNA, 2033 nt
Organism: Colossoma macropomum (tambaqui)
Lineage: Eukaryota; Metazoa; Chordata; Actinopteri; Characiformes; Serrasalmidae
Product: rho-related GTP-binding protein RhoB
Exons: 1
Coding region: 216-806 (196 amino acids)
Biological process (GO): small GTPase-mediated signal transduction
Molecular function (GO): GTPase activity; GTP binding
Source: RefSeq, a predicted model, not a curated record